Messenger RNA from Monopterus albus (swamp eel), 1673 nucleotides. RefSeq names its product nitrilase 1 (gene nit1). Lineage: Eukaryota; Metazoa; Chordata; Actinopteri; Synbranchiformes; Synbranchidae. Gene Ontology annotation, molecular function: hydrolase activity, acting on carbon-nitrogen (but not peptide) bonds, in linear amides. The record is from RefSeq and is a predicted model, not a curated record. Bases 116 to 1075 code for a protein of 319 amino acids. The transcript is spliced from 6 exons.
UUGGACUGGAUUGAACGGAACGGGACGGAAAAGAAAAGACAAUUAAAAUUAAAAUUAAAAUGUUACUAUAAUGGUUUAAACGGUGACGUGUUGUUUUUUGCGUCACCCCAGACCAAUGUUUACGACCAGGCGCAUUUUGGGAUCAUCUGCAAAGUAUUUGGUCUCUUUCCCAGUUUGGAAACCACGGGCCCAGCUGCAUUACAGCAGGAUGUCCAGUGUACCACGACCACUCACUGCAGUGUGUCAGGUGAUGGCCACAUCUGACAAAGAGGCCAACUUCACUGCCUGUAAACAGCUGGUGGAGGAUGCCAAGGAGCAAGGGGCUAGCAUGGUCUUCCUGCCUGAAGGCUUUGACUAUAUUGGAUCCAGUCGAGAGGAAACACUGUCGCUGUCUGAGAGCCUAACAGGAGACAUAGUAUCAAGAUACAUUCAGCUAGCCAGGAAGCUGGAGGUGUGGCUGUCUCUUGGAGGAUUUCAUGAACGAGGACAUGACUGGGAGACCGACAGGCGAAUCUACAACAGUCACAUCAUAAUUAAUGAUAAGGGUGAGAUUGUCACAGUCUACAGGAAGUCCCAUUUGUUUGAUGUGGAACUGCCAGAAAAAAGAAUAUCUCUUAAAGAAAGUGCCUUCACCAUCCCUGGACCGUCCCUCGUGUCUCCAGUCCAAACUCCCAUUGGCAAGGUGGGUUUAGGCAUCUGCUAUGACCUAAGAUUCCCUGAGUUAUCACUGGCUCUGCAAAGGCAUGGGGCUGAGAUCCUGACAUACCCGUCAGCCUUCACUGUAGCAACAGGAGCCGCUCACUGGGAGGUGUUACUCCGUGCACGGGCAAUCGAGACCCAGUGCUUUGUCUUGGCUGCAGCGCAGGUCGGUCGGCACCAUGAGAAACGCUCAUCGUACGGCCACACCCUGGUAGUGGACCCCUGGGGUGAAGUGCUGGGUGACUGUGGAGGGGAGAAGCCAGGAAUGGUGCUGGUGGAGAUCGACCUGGAGAAAGUCAGCAGCACCAGGAGAAACAUGCCAGUCCAACAGCACCGCAGGGACACUGGUUUCUACCACAGCCUGGAAAAAAUAUGAGCAGGUUCAAACUGUUUUGUACCAGGACAGGCUGGAAUACAGGCAACAAACUAAGCAGGAUGCUGUCUUUCAAUAACAGGUUGCUGGUAUUUUAUUUUAGGCUCAGAUUGCUAGGUUUCUGUCCCACUGAAUUACAACAAGUCAUUUGAUUAAUGAGCUAUUAAGAGAAAUGAUUUUCAGCUUGUUUGAUCAUAAUCAGCAGGCUGAGAUGAGGGAAACAUUACAUUACCAUAUUGGGAAAGAAGCACACACUCAGCUAAUUAAGCUUUUAAUGAUCAUUUAAUUAUCAGGAAGUUGGAUAGACAUUUCCAGUUAGGAAUGAUUAUUCACAGAGUUUUGUCGAUUUUCAUCCCACAUCUCCAGCCCAAGUCAUCCAAAAUGAGUUUUUAAAUGACAUUACUGAUGAUAAUCAAUAGAUGGUACUGUUGCGUAGUAAGAACUGAAGAAAAUGGUUUGAUAGUCAGUUUUGUAAAAUCACAGUAAAGCUUUCUGUUUCUGAAUGUUGAAGGAGUUAGUAAAAAAUUCACUAACAUUUUUUUUGUAACAUUGAAUACUGUUGAAAAGUUAUGUUAUAAUAUAAACUCAUACAUCUGAAAAA